AAACAAUGAUACGGCCUGAGAAACGUGCUCAUCGAAGCGUCGCCUGCGCGAUAAAGACGACGUAGAGUUGCACCCGAGAUCGCGCGUGCGGAGUUUCCCGGCCAAAGGUAACUGAUAUACUACGAACCCGCGGCCGACGACGAAGGGGCAUCAUCCGCGCGGCCUCUGAACGCUCGGUGCAUCUCGCGCGUCGGGACUCGGCAGCCUGCUGACCCAUUGUCAGGCGUGUGACUUGUCAAUCGCGCCACUCGACAGAGGUGAACGCUCAGAUCUGUUACGUCGCCGAGAUCCGGCUCCGAAGGACUUGUCUCGCGCAGCAGUGGGAUGCCACAUAUCGUUGGAAGCGCGCAGGAGCGUCUCUGUCUUGGUGGUGUGUGAACGGCUAGCUGCGAACGUUCUUCGAGCAACGAUGACGGCUACGAGAAGUCUCCUGUGGAGGGUUUCGUUUCUCUUCUGCGUCGUUUUCUUCAGCAUGAUGUUGGACUUCUUUCAAAUACAGUACCGCCUCUCGGCGUUCGAGCGCAAUCUCAUCGGGUCUGUGUUCAUGUCUUCGCCGUGGUGGGUCCCCGCCAUAUGUGGCACAGCUGCUGUCUCAGUGGGCUUGCUGUAUCCAUGCCUGGACCACAAGCUCGGCGAGGAAACUAUUCCCCACCACUGGUCUGAUGUCAUGAAGUGCGUCGCGCUAUUCGUGGGGAUCAAUCAAGCCAGUGCUAAAAUUGAGCUGCAGAGUGACUGGCAACCUGCAUUGUCUCUGGUGCUGCUGUCAGUGAGCCUCUGGUGGCUGUGCGAUCGCACACAAGGUGGCUUUGGCCUCAGCAUCCUCACAGCACUUGUGGCCACCUUGGUGGCCCACUUUCUUGUGUACUACAGGAUUGGAAGGUGUUCUGAGAAAGACCUGGCUUUCGUAAGAUCCUGGCUUCCUUGUGUGUUCUUCUCGGGAGGCAUUACAGUCGGGAACAUUGGGCGGCUGCUUGCACUGGGAGAGACAUCUGAUGAACCUCUUGCCUCCAAGAAACACCAAGAAUGAAGCACACUGUGUCAUUUCUCGGGACAACUCUUUUCGUACCUUGCCAAGGGUCUGCAGUGAAACACAUGGCACCAGCUUGGUUGGCUGAUUGAGGAGUGAGCUUCUUGUAAAACCAGCACUGAGCGAGCAGCUAGCACUACUCAAGUACUUCUACGAGCAGCACUACCGCCAAAAUGUGUGCGUCUGUAGGCAUUGUGAAAAAAAAAAGAAAGCGUGUAUCUGUGAUGCUGACUUUUUACAGACUGUGUGCGAUCGUCGUCAUCGGCCGGAGACUGCCUUCACUUCCCCCGACCUGUGUGAACAAACUAAGCCAUGUUGAGCUGCACUAUGUAUUGCGUUCUCUGGAGUCUUGGAAUCGCACUAUUUUGCUUGUGGAGGCUUGUGCUGUUGCCUAUUUAUGUGUGCUUGUGUAUGCAGUGACCAAAGGGAUUAUUUGGGGCAAUGUACUUGCAUCUGUACUUCUUUUUGUUUUCGUUUAUUGUUUUGCACAGAGUGCAUCUGUUGUGAGGUAUUGAUUGUGGCAAGUUAAGUGCAUGAAAUGUCUAUUAUUUAAGCGUCCUGUGCACUCGCAUGAGAUGAUCUGAAGCUAUGUAGACGCAUGUAAAAAUUUUGUUACUGGCUACAGAAAAGCCUGGCUAAUAGCUGACAUUUGUCUGCUAAUGCCCAGAAACCUAGCAUUUCAAAGAUUGUUUUUUCACUCAACAUCUUCUAGAUAAGUAUAGUGUUUCCUUUGAUGUUAUGGCAUUUUUAUGUAGGCCGCAUUUGUUGUGCGACCCAGAUUUUAAUAAGCAUUGGCAUAGCCUGUCAGCUUUUAAACCGUCUCACUCGUGUUGCUUACGUUGAGAAGGCUUGUUCUGGUGUCAUACAAAGAACUUGCAGUAAUACUCCACUGCCUCUUGUCACCUAGAAUCGACAGCUGCACUCUGUGCACUGGACGAAGCAAAGAUGCCAGACUACGGUAGUGGGUCCAGUUAGGCAGAAGUGAAGAAGGAAUAAAUCUGUUACAGCACUCCAAAAGUAAAUCUGGGAACAAAUUAAGGUUUUUGGUUGUUUCAAACAUGUAUUGUUGCCCUUGGUACUACUUUACGAUGAGAUUAUGAUUUUUGGCAAGGAACUCUGCACAGUAAAAAAAAUGUCCUUGACAGGGUUUAUAGCAGCCCAAGUUCCAUUUUUAAAGUCUUGAACACUUCAAUUUCACAAAGUGCUUAAGAAUACUGAAAUUUGAUCUUCAGCUAAGCUUAGUGGAUCUUUUCUUGUUAGUGCAAUUCAGAAGCCCAGUCCAUUAAUCUGUUUAGGCAUUGUGGUGUGCAUUGCUGGUUUGCUCACUAAACUGUUAUCAUGUAUAGUACUUCUUCCCUUUUUCUUUUCAUUUUUUUUCCCUUGUUGUGGAUUUGAUAAAACGAUUUUACUUGUUGAAUGUAGUGUUGUUCAAGAAGGUGCUUUGUUGGAACCUUGGAAAUCCUUAAAAAUCCUGGAUUUCUUUUCACAGAAACUGCUUCAAACCCUGCCUUUGGUAUUCGAUCAGUGUACCUACAUCGUCGCUCCUUUUUCUGCCAGACUUUUCAUGUGACAGCAUUUCCAUGACUGGAAGCCAUAAUCCUCAAUAGUAUAGCAAUAUGUUUGUCCAGGCAUGCAUAAAUGUGCAAUAAUGGACAAUGUUCAGUCGCUUCAAGCAUGCACACUAUGUUCUCUUGAAACAUUUGCACAGAAUAAGUAAGCAAUACAUUUAUAUAUAUAUAUAUUUGCUGAAGUCAUGUCAGAACAUUGUACAGUUUGUCUUCUGCCUCUGUGUAGUAUUUAUCAUGUUGUGUGUAUCAUAGUUGCUUUCUUUUCUCUCUAGCAUUUCUUGCUCUAGAAAGCACCCCUGUACAUAGAAACAACAGAAUAUAUAUGUGCAACCCUACAUUCUAUCCAGGGUCUGUCAACCUUGUCUAGAAUGCAGUGUGGAAGCUUUGAAUUUCACCUCCUAGGUGAUAAAUCGAAGUCUCAACUCUCCAUGAACAAAUACUAGUAUUCUAAAAUAGACAGCCCAUUACAUACGAGAGGUGUUGUGCUAUAGCAAAUAUGACAGUCACGCAGAGUUUGUCACCUGUUCCCUCACUCCUACAUCGCUUGCAGCACAUUAAUGCUGACCAACUCUAUUAAACUAUCACAUUAUUUAUGUGUUCUUCAUCUGUACAGCCAUGUGUCUCCUUGUUCAAAUGUCAGUGGAAGAGGAACAGAUUUAGUAUAUAAAUAAAUUUCAUCUGUGGCAGUUGAUUGACACAUCUAUCUUGUGCCAUAUAUUGAACACAUUUUAGUGUUUGUUGCUGUUCCUGUACCAAUGUGAACUCCAGUGAAUGCAAUAUGCGAAGGCCUACAGUGGUCUAAUAAAGUUUGCAUACCUGCUU
Messenger RNA from Dermacentor albipictus, 3417 nucleotides. RefSeq names its product insulin-induced gene 1 protein-like. Gene Ontology annotation, biological process: SREBP-SCAP complex retention in endoplasmic reticulum; cellular response to insulin stimulus; SREBP signaling pathway. The record is from RefSeq and is a predicted model, not a curated record. NCBI's taxonomy places the organism in Eukaryota, Metazoa, Arthropoda, Arachnida, Ixodida, Ixodidae. Gene Ontology annotation, cellular component: endoplasmic reticulum; SREBP-SCAP-Insig complex.